This is a messenger RNA of Aethina tumida (small hive beetle), 8134 nucleotides long. RefSeq names its product E3 ubiquitin-protein ligase lubel (gene LUBEL). The record is from RefSeq and is a predicted model, not a curated record. The transcript is spliced from 22 exons. Gene Ontology annotation, biological process: protein linear polyubiquitination. Gene Ontology annotation, cellular component: LUBAC complex. The coding region runs from base 96 to 8021 and encodes 2641 amino acids. NCBI's taxonomy places the organism in Eukaryota, Metazoa, Arthropoda, Insecta, Coleoptera, Nitidulidae. Gene Ontology annotation, molecular function: K63-linked polyubiquitin modification-dependent protein binding; K48-linked polyubiquitin modification-dependent protein binding; ubiquitin protein ligase activity.
CUCACGCCAGUUUUGCCUACGAGCUCUCUUCAGCUAUGUGCAUCGGGUUUUGACCAUCGUAUUUUUUUAGGUAACCUAAGGUUACGACACCCCAGAUGAACAAUAAAGACAACAAAUGGAGGCCUAUGGCCAUUUCCAAUCCUUCCACCCGUCUCAGAAUGGCACGUAACAUGCCACAGUGGGUGACCAAACCGGGAUCGGGAGCGCCUCCACCUCCCGUCCCGAAAGACGACACAAGAAACAGAAGCAACUCAAAGCCAAACCAGCUCCAAGAACCAGACUAUGAAGUAAUAGAAUUCGGCCAACAGUACUCCAACGCACCACCCCUGUUACCCGCCAAAAACGGCAACAGUUUGAAACGCGAAGGAAAACACUGCCAGCUCUGCGGCGCGUCCAGCCCCUCAGUGCGUUGCGAAGAAUGCACCCAAAUCUUCUGCGUCUCCUGCGACGACAUGUAUCACCGCCACCCCAAACGCCAGUCCCACAUCCGAAGGAGCGUGGACAACGUCCGUCCCCCGCUGCCUCCUAAGGGAGAACCCGCAUCCGCCCCAGUGCCGCCCCCUCGUCGUCACCGCCGCAGCGGCUCCGUAGGCCCCUCGCCGUGCCCCAGUCCCACCCCCAACCGCCACAGUCAGGGUUUUCAACCUGUCCAAAGGAAGGAUGUAAAUGCCUUCUCGUUUAAGGACAAAAUGAAUUCGCUGAAACGUAUGAUGGGAAACCGACCACUUCCACCAACACCCACGUCUCCAAACUUUUCUUCAUCUCGUUCAGAGUUUUGUGCAAGUCCACCAAACCUAAACAGAUCAUACAGACCUCCAAGUCCAAGUCUUUCCCUUCAAGAAAGAUACCGGCAGCAUCAGAUGGCGAUGAGAGGAACGACUCCAAAUCUCCCAUCAACAGUGUCAUCAGAGUUCGAACAGCCUCCAAGCAGAGACAGCGGUUAUCCAGAUUGGGAGCAGGAACAAUGGCGUGGCAGAUCCGGCAGCAUGUCCGGCUCGGACGCCGGUGGAAGAUUCCGGAAGCUCAGCAACACAUCCUGCCCGCCACCCACAAGAAACCUGCCCCACAGCACUUCAGUAUUCGACCUGAACGCUAUGCAGCCGAUGCAACAUCACCACCAUCACGGAUUCGUUCCGAUACAAUCGGCGCAGUCGAUGGCGCAGCUGAACUGCCAGCCCUGCUGUCAGCCUUGGAUGGAUCAGUGGGGUAAUCCCCAACACGGCAGCAACAUGAGCCUGAACAUGCCCCAAGGUUAUCCAAUGAAUCCGAUGUGGAUGGGGACGUGGCACGGUCCACCACCCAGUGGUUACCCGUAUCCGAUGCCUCACGCACAUCACGACCCCAGAUCCUACCACUCCAGACCUGCGUCACCUACGCACAGCGUCAGAUCUAGGAAGUCGACGUUGAGCAGAAAGAGUAGGAAAAAGUUUAGGGAAGUCGAGGAUUCGGACGAGGAGGAUUUCGACGACAGAAGAUCUAUUAGAAGCGAGAGGAAAAGUUUGGGAGGCAAGAGAUUCGUGGAGAGGCAGGUACCACUGCGGGACGCAGCAUCAAUGCCUCGGGAGUUGAUGAGACGCAACACAAUUGAUAGGGUUGAAAGAGUUGACAGGGGUGACAGAGUCGAAAGAGGUUCGGCGGCGAGAAGCAGAAGAAGUGUUCGAGAAUCUUCUAGUGAAAGCGAGGAUGACGAUUACGGAUCUGACAGUCAGAAGGAAAGUGAAGUUUUAGAGGAAGAAAAUGAUUCACCUUACGAUAAUAAUGUGGAGGAUACAAAAGAUGAAGUUAUAACAGAAGUGCCGGAAGCAUCGUGGGAAUGCGAGCACUGCACGUUUGUGAAUGAGCCAGGCACUAGAGUUUGUUUGGUUUGUUGUAAGACUCCAACGGCUGACGCCAAAGUUGUUACAAAUAAACCACCUGAGAAAGCAUCAAAGCAUGCUAAGUCUAGUAUUAAGAGAGAACUGUCUCCAAAACCUAAGUCAAAGGAUGCAAAAUUACAAAGAAGUGCAUCCAGUGAUGACUACAGUAAGGAUUACAGCGAAACUGAAUCGGUUUUGAAUAAACUGGGAAAGUUAAAGAUGACUGAAAAUAUUAAGACGCCAGAAGUGAAGAAAAUAGAAGAAAAGACUACUACAGAAAUCAAGAAAGGAAAAGGAGAAGCUAACGUGCCCGCAGAAAGUGUAAGUGAACAAGAAGAAAUUAUAAGCGAAAAUUCAGUUAACUUGUCAUUGGAAAACCUAUCGGUUAACAAAAGUGUUGACAUAUCUUCAGUGAACAGCAGUGAAAGUGAAAAUCCAAAAAGGAAAGUGUCUACUGGUGUCGGUUGUUCUCCAAUUGAUAUAAUAUCUGGUGAAAACGUAGCGAGUGAAUCUAAACCCAAGUCUAACAGUAACCAAGACAAAAUUAUGGUAACAACAUCUACUGGCACGUCUCCACCACCCCAAAGCAUCUCCACUCAGACGUACGAAGAUGUACCGCCAGUCGAUCCCAAUAAAUCUCCAAGAGCAUCAAGUAGAUCAAGCAGACGAAGAGACUUGAAACGAUCUCAAUCUUUAAAAUCUGCCCAAAAACGAGGCUCUGAGUGGUCGUUGCAUCGCUCUUCUAGUCGACACUCCUUUACUACCGACUCACAAAGCCUUCCGGGAAGCAGAGAACAAAGUCCUUUCUCAUACGACUACGAGGACGAUAAUUACAUGGAUCGCUACAGCCACAGGGACAGAAAACCUCCAGUGAACACAAGGUUAUCUCAUAGCAUCAUGGACUUGAGGAAGCCGGAUUUAUACAGAAGACCGAGUCAGCACGAUCUAGGAUAUUACAGGGAAUCACUAGAACCUCCAAGUCACAGAAACAGAUCAGAGUCACUCAACCCGGAACGAUUUGAGUAUUUAACUCAAAUGGAACCUAGACAUGACACUUUCAAAUCUCAAGGCUUAGAACUGGUCAAAUUACUACGAGAAGCAGAACAAUACAAGUAUACAGCAGACGAAGUUCAAGCAGCGAUUGUACAGUGUAAAGAUAUGAACCCCAUAGAAUGGCUAAGGGAACACUGGGAUGCAACAAUUGCCAGUGUUCAAACUUUAGCUACUCAAAUGGGAAGAGAAGGUCCCAUGAAUAUUGUGGGAACUGUCUCUGAAAAUGAAGCCAGAGAAGCCCUUAAACAACACAAGGGUAACUUGUGGCCUGCUGUUACAGAAUGUGUCGAACAACGUCAAAGAAAAUAUGCAAUUUUGGCUUCUCGUGGUGACUUCAGUAGAGAAGACAUAGUGACGGUUUUGACCGCCCAUCAUGGUGACUUGGAGGCGGCUUACAAUGAGUUGAGCAAGACUCAACUGAAGCCGUUUCUAAUGCGGAUUUGGGGACCGCCAGUCGGUACUGAAAAUGAGGCAGGUAAUGAGGGGGCUACUCUAGAACAAAUCAGGGGCGAAGAACCUGCUACUGAGAACGCAAAAAAUAUUAAAGAAGAAGCAAAAGCGGUAAGUACAGAUAUAACAAACGCCCCUGAGGAUAACAUUUCGAACGUAAGUAAUGCCCCCUCAAACGAUUUAAAAAAAGCCCGACAGAUCAAACACCAAAACUCUUUAAAAGAAAUUGAGGAUGAGGUUUUAAAAAACUUGGAGGACAUUAACCGACUUAGUGAAAGUUUAAAUAACGAAGAAUUCAUGGAGGACAUGCCAAAGUCUGCCAAUGAACUCGCUAAAAGUAACACUGUUAUAAACAAAUUUCCUAGCAAAAUCGUAGUCGAACCCCCAACUCCAAAACCUAAAGUUUACGUUGAGAAAAGUAGUACAGUUAUACAAGUCGUCGACAAUGAUUACUUGAUACCGUUUCCUACUGGUAUCGACCGUAGCGAUUCUAGAAGUACCACAGAUAGUAGCGAUAACGAACCAUACGUUGAAGCUGCAGCUGAACCUUUUGACAGCCCUGUUAAAGAAGAAACUGCACCUGAACUUGUAAAAAGUCAACCAAUAGCAGAGCCAAAAAUUGAACCCGUCGAUCCUCCAGUAAAUUCAACAGAAAUAAUUCAAGUCGAAGCUAAACCUAAAACUAAUCUUAGUAGAAAAAAAAGUGUCAGUAAACUAAACAUUACAUUGUUUAGUAAUAGUCAACCCGAAAAAGUUUCCAAACCAGAUACUGAGCCACAACCUGAAGUUAUUCAAGUUACACAACCUGUUCAAAGUAAGGCAAAAUUGGCUGAAGACGUUGAAUCUCCAACGAAAUAUGAAGAUGUUGUUUUAGAAAGUAAAGCUGCGAUAGUUUUAAAGCCCACAAGUAAAAGAGAAUCAACUUCUGCCACCAGAGAAAUUUCUGAUAAACCUGAGAGUGAAAGAGAAAUUUCAAACGUUGAAGAAGUUGAAGAAAUGCCUUCUACCAGUAAACUGGAUGCUAACAUUACUAAUAUUGAAUCAAAUUCUCACGAAAGAGAACCUUUAAACCCACCUAAAGAAGAAGCUGAAACAGUUACUACUGUAAUUCAAAACGAUGGGAAUGUUGAUCCUGAAGUAGUUCAACCUAAAAAUGUUGAACUUGAAAAUGAUAGUAAUAAUUUAGUAAUUAACCAGUCAACUAUAAACACUAACGCUCAGAACGAACCACCUUCACAGUCUGAUUUUUUAGGCAAUAACGAAAAACAAGUUGUCGAAGAAACAAUAACACAAUCAGAGCCACUAAUUGUGGAACAAAUUGUUCCAGAAGUUAAAGAAAUUCCAACUGAGGAAAAUUUCCAACCUUCAGUUCAGGAAGAACAUCUUCCAGUUCCACAAGAAGCUCAGAUAAUAGUGGAGGAACGAGAAGAUUGUUCAAUGAGUAAUUCUUUAUUGCCAGAAUCAGAACAAGACAAUCACAUACAGAGUGAACCAAUUCCUGAAGAACCAACAGCAAAUAUCGAAGAAUUAGUUAAACCAUCCAGUUCGAAAUCACAGGUGACUUUGAAAAAGAAACGAUCACAAAAGAGGUCGAGAAAAAGAGCACAGAGAACGCAAAGGAGUGAAUCAACAACAAGCACAACAGAAUCUAGUAGUGAAGUACCGGAUAACACGGAAGCUGAAUGCAACACAGAUGAUAACGAGAAACUGAAGGAAAUUGCUGAACAUGAUAAGGUCACUAGACAUACAAGUAAAUUGAAUAGAAAAAAAGGUAUUGCGAAACACGAAAGUCAGAAAUAUUCAAAGCUGAAGAAGAAUUUUGUACAGAGUAAAGUAGAGAAAAAACAAGAACGUCUCAGUGAAAAUAGUGAAGAUAUUUCUUCGGAUAACAACAAUAAUAUUAAAAUAGAGGAAAUUGUAGAAGAUAAAGAAUGUACAGAAGAACCACUAGUAACAGAAAAAAAUGAAGAGAAAAUGGAUGAUGUUAAGAUUGUUGAACCAACAAAAGAGCCUGAAAUAAAACAACAAGUGGAAAAGGCAACAGAACACGAGCCCAAAGAGAUGAAGAAGAUCAAAAAAUCUAAAUCAAAUAAAAAAAUUAAAGACGAAUCAAUUAAGAAACAUAAAGAACCCGCAGAAGAUAAAGAACCAAAAGAAUUAAACAAUGUCGCUGAGGAAAAAGUUGAUGAUGAGAAUAAAGGAGAUAAACAAAUAAAUGAAUUAAAUAAAUCAUUUGAUCAAGACUCGAUUGAUAAAGUAAUACCUAAUGUGGAACCAAAUGUACCAACUGAAACAAAAAAGGAAACAAUUCUUGAAUCGGACAAAGAAAAUGAAAAGCAAAGUGAAGAAUAUAAAGAACAAAAAGAAGAAGUAGUGAGAGAAGAAAAAUUGGAACAACCAAAAACUUCCACAACAAUACAAAUGGCUCAAAAUAAGCAAAGUACAAUUAAUCAAGGUAAAAAAGCGUCGAAAAUACCAAUUUCCAGACAAAGAUCAAUUUCUAAAUGCGAAGUAAAGUCACCAGAAGUGCAUCCUAGUCAAAGCAAAAUUCCUAUAAAAACACCUCGGAAGAAAAGCAUUUCAGAACAACCACAAAAUACCAAAUCAAAUGUUAAACAACCAGAAGUCACAGUUCUGAUUGUUCCUGAAGAAAAAGCAAAAGUCCAACCAGCAUCGACAUCUAAUAAGAAACAAGAGAAGAAUACAUUUCGUAGCAAAAGUGAUCCCCAAACUGUCACAGUCGAAAGUAAUACAGAUCAAAAGAACAUUCCAGAGGAAACUGCAAAAAAGAAUUCUAACAAUAGUGUUAACAUAGAAGAAACUGCUAACGAUUUAAAAACAACCUUCGAAGCAGUUAAAAAACAGUUAAGCGAUCCGACUUCUAAAAGGAGCCAUUUAGUUAAAAAAAGCUCUAUGGACUCGACAACCAGUUCGACCAAACAAUAUUCCUACACCAAGUCUUUAGACAACGACAGUGAUUCUUCUGUAUCUGAUAGCAACGUGGAAGAAAUUCUCGAACUCAGCACCGAUGAAGAGAGCUACGAAGAAUUCGAAGAUGAUUUCGAGGAGGUGGACGAAUCCGCCACCGAAGAUUACGAAGAGUUCGAUUCAAAAAACUUAAAGAUCGCCGAACAGCUCAAUAUUAACAUAGCACAAUACAGCGACAAAGUAAACGAACUUACUUCGAAUUUGAAUCACAGGAAUAAUUUAAACAAUCAAAGUAUUGAAGAGACUUGCGAAUCUGAAGAAUACGUUUCUGAUGAAGAAAUUGACGAAGAGGAAGGAGAGGAGGAGGAAGAAGAGAUUCAGGAUCCAAAAAACGGUGAAAUGAUUAAUUUAAAUGUGCAGGUGGAGGUGAAACAACCUACAGAACACGAACUAAUGGAGAGACAGGCGAGGAGAUUUCUGGCCGAAGGGCAAGUCACCAACUAUCAGCAAGCCGAACUGGCAGUUAGUUUGAUGGCGCUGAACUUCACCACUGAGGAAGCUUUGGAAGCUGUACAAGACUGUUACAAUUUGGACGCUGCAAUCGCUUAUUUACAACAAGAUUGUGAAUUGUGUGCAGGAAAAUACCCCAUGAACAAGAUGAUUCCAAUGUUAAAGUGCGUGCACAGAUGUUGUGAGGACUGUGCCAGGAACUACUUCACAAUCCAAAUAACGGAUAGAACCAUCAUGGACUGUACGUGCCCUUUCUGCAAAUUCCCAGAGCUGCAUGACGCCACAGAAGAUGAGAUUUCGGACUACUUCGCUCACAUGGACAUCCUACUUAAAGGUCUAAUAGAGCCUGCAGUUCAUGAAUUGUUCCAAAGGAAGUUACGCGAUAGAACCUUGAUGCAAGAUCCCAACUUCAAAUGGUGCGUGCAGUGUUCCUCUGGAUUCAUAGCUAAUCCAAGACAAAAGCGACUUAUUUGUCCUGAUUGCAAGUCCGUCAGCUGCGCCUCCUGUAGGAGACCGUGGGAGAAACAGCACGAAGGGAUAACCUGCGAACAAUUCGCCGAAUGGAAGGAUGCCAACGAUCCAGAAAACCAAAUUCAAGCAGUUACGAAACACCUGGCCGAAAACGGAAUUGACUGUCCGAAGUGCAAGUUCCGUUAUUCCUUGGCCAAAGGUGGUUGUAUGCAUUUCACUUGCACGCAGUGCAAGCAUGAGUUCUGCUACGGUUGUGGCAAGACAUUUAUGAUGGGGGCGAAGUGCAAAGUCAGCGCUUAUUGUGCUAAGCUUGGUUUACAUGCUCAUCAUCCUAGAAAUUGUUUGUUUUAUCUUAGGGAUAAAGAACCUGGAGAGCUACAGCAUUUGUUAAAGCAAAACAAAAUAAGUUUUGAUACUGACGUACCAGGGGACAAGGAAGAAAACGCAAGUGCCCCUAAAAAGUGCGCCGUACCUUUGCAAAAGGAGACGCCUUCUGGUUUGUUAGAUACGAUUUGUAAUGGCGAUGUUCUUCCCGGACAAGCUGGUCUUUGCAGGCAGCACUACAUCGAGUAUUUGGUUGGGCUCAUUGGCAAGAACAGGGUGGACCCGAUCUCGAUCCUCGACCUGGCCGAAAUAACCCAGGAGUUGCGCCGUCGCGGCAAAGAACUGCCCGAACGUCCGGCCUCAUGCAUGGAGUUCGAAUACAAGCGAAUCUGCGCAAAGAUCGUUGUGGAACAAAUACCGCUGGAAUGAACUGCGAAUACAAUUUUCCAUUGACAAUUUUUCCUGUGUGAUCGUCUUAGGUGUUUUUGUUAUACAUGUAAUGCAUAGAAUGUUAAAUAAAUACUUAUUUAUUACUUUUAAAA